Molecule: messenger RNA, 3494 nt
Organism: Danio rerio (zebrafish)
Lineage: Eukaryota; Metazoa; Chordata; Actinopteri; Cypriniformes; Danionidae
Source: RefSeq, a predicted model, not a curated record
CGCAGCACCGGAGAGCAGCGUCUCCUCUCCUCAGAGCACCAGGACUCGCGCACCGGAGAACACCGGAUCACCGGAGCGGCUUGGCUGAUGAUGGAGCGGCGGCGGAGAGCGUCCCUCGCGCUGCUGCUGAAUCUGCUGGCUCUGCUCCUCGCCGUGUCCGCGCUCAGCUCCAGCUACUGGUGCGACGGAGAGCGCAAAGUGGUGAAGCCCUUCUGCACCGGCCCGGUGACCGGCAAACAGACGCACUGCAUCCGGUACAACAGCUCCAACGCCAACGACAGCCGCCUGGUGCAGUACAUCUGGGAGACCGGCGAGGAUAAGUUUGUUCUCCGGAAGUUCCACACCGGCAUCUGGUUCUCCUGCGAGCAGAACGUCGACCUUGUCGGUGAGAAGUGCAGGAGCUUCAUCACUGUCGCUCCUCCUCACGAGAGAGGGGUUUUGUGGCUCUGCAUUGUGGCCGAGUGUCUGUACAUCCUCCUGCUGGCCACUGGAGGGAUUCUCAUGUCCAUCGAGGUCUGCCAUAUUGGAAACGUCAUCGACGGACUCAAACUGAACGCAUUUGCAGCGAUAUUCACUGUGUUAUCAGGUCUUCUAGGAAUGGUGGCACACAUGAUGUUCACCACUGCGUUCCAGCUGACCGUCAGUCUGGGCCCCGAGGACUGGAAACCGCAGCACUGGGACUACAGCUGGUCAUACAUUUUGGCGUGGAGUUCGUUCACAGCCUGCAUGGCGUCCUCCGUCACCACCAUCAACAGAUACACUAAAACCAUCCUGGAGUUCAAGCACAAGCGCAGGAACAUGGAGAAGAACCUGAAGAUCAAGCAGAAGCUGCUGGACCUGGAGUCUCCGGAGCAGGUGUGGGACAUGUUCAUCAGCUCCGUGCCCAGCUCCGCCGAGGAAUUCCUGGAUCUGUCGGCUUCAGGACGCAAGCUGUCGGCCGGAUCCGUCUUUCUGGACCUCAACGAGCUGCCGAGUCCACAGGGAGAGGAGUACUGCUGAAGAAGACCACCAGAAGAUCACUCCUGCUUUUAAAGGGGCAGUUCAUGCAGAAAUCAACGUUUGCUCAUCAUCAAGUGGUUUCAAGCCUCUGGGUUUAGUCGCUUUUUUACUUUUUGAAUGUAAAAAGAAGAUACAGUGCUUUGUGAAAGUUUGUGAACCCCCUGCAGAAUCGCUGAAAAUGUCAAUAGUUUCACAGGGAGAGAGAGAGAGAGAGGAGUACUGCUGAAGAAGAGCACGCAGAGCUCCAUUCCUGCUUUAAAAGGGACAGUUCACACUAAAAUGAAUAUAUUUACUCACCGUUUACUCAUCAUGAAAUGGUUUCAAGACCCCGAGUUUAGUCUCUUCUUUCUUUUUGAACACAAAAGAAGAACCGUGUUGUGCAAAGGUUUGUGAACCCCCUGCAGAUUCACUAAAAUGUGAUUAAUUUUGACAAAAUAAGAGAGAUCAUCACACUGAAUGCAUGCUAUUUUACUGUCCUGAGAAAGAUAUUUAAUGUUUAUAGUCCACAAGACAUAAAAAUAACUGAGAUUGCUAAAAUAACCCAAAAUGCAAAAGUUUGUGAACCCCUACAAAAGCACUGAAAAUGUCAGGAUUUUAACUAAAGUUAGAUUGUACUAAAUGCAUCUUAUUUUUUAAUUAUUACUGUCCUGAGUAAGAUAUUUUGUUUAUGGUCCACAAGACAUAAAAACUGCAGGAAUUAUUAAAAUAACCCCGUGCAAAAGUUUGCAGAAUCACUGAAAAUGUCAAUAAUUGCAGUACUGCUGAAGAAGGCCAUGCAGAGCUCAAGCCUGCUUUUUAAGGGGCAGUUCACACUAAAAUCAACAUUUACGCAUCAUUAACUGGUUUCAAGCCUCUGAGUUUAGUCGCUUUUUUUACUUUUUGAGCACAAAACAAGUUACAGUGUGAUGCAUCACUUAAAAAUCUGAUUAAUCUUGACAGAAUAAGCGAGAUCACACUUAAUGCAUGUUACCUUUUUAAUUAGUACUGUCCUGAAUACAAUACUUUAUGUUUAUAGUCAACAAGACAUUGAGAAACUAGCUGAAAUUCUGAAAAGUUUGUGAACCCCCUGCAGAAUCCCUGAAAAUGUCAAUAGUUCCACAGGGAGAGAGUACUGCUGAAGAAGAGCACGCAGAGCUGUGUUCCUGCUGGAGGUUUCAACUCUGAGCUGAGUUUUUUUGACACAAAGCAAUUUAAAGUGUUGUGCAGCAAAAGUUUGUGAACCCUUUGCAGAAUCAAAGAGAUUAUACUAAAUAUAUGCUAUUUAUAACGUUUAGUACUAUCCUGAGUAAGAUAUUUUACAAAAUGAAAUUAAUUGCAAGACAAAAACAUAAUUAAUUAAAAUAACCUGUGCGAAACCAGGGUUAUUUUGUAAACCACUUGGAGAAAAAAUUAAAUAAGAGAGAUUGUACUAAAUGCAUGCAUUCAUUUAUUCAUUUUCUUUUCGGCUUAGUCCCUUUAUUAAUCAGGGGUCGCCACAGCGGAAUGAACUGCCAACGAAAUACAUGUUUUAAUACUGCCUUAAGACAUUUUAUGUUUAUAGUCCACAUGACAAAAAAAUAGCAGAAAUUAUUAAAAUAACCCCAUGCAGAAGUUGCAUGAAUCACUGAAAAUGUGAAUAAGUUUAACUCACUGUUGUUUUUAUAUAGCACUGUCCUGAGUGAGAUCAUUUACAUAAAACCUGUUAACAUAUAGUUCACAAGAUUACAAUUAUUAAAUAAAAUAACCUUGUGCAGAGUCUGUGAAAUGUCAAUAAAUUUGAGAAAAGAUAACAAAACUAUUUGAAAUUCUAAAACUAACCCUGUUCAAAAGUUUGUGAACCCCCUGCAGAAUCACUGAAAAUGUCAAUAGUUUCACAGGGAGAGAGAGAAGUACAGAUGAAGAAGAGCACACAGAGCUCUGUUACUACUUUUAAAGGGGCAGUUCACACUAAAAUCAACAUUUGCUUACUUGAGCAAAAAUACAGAAUCACAGAAAAUGGGAUUAAUUUUGACAAAAUAAGAGAGAUCUUAUUAAUUUUUUUAGUAGUACUGUCCUGAGUGAGAUAGUUUGUGUUUAUAGAGCACAAGACAUCAAAAAAUACCAGUUAUUGUUCAAAUAACCCUGUGCUAAACUUUGUGAACCCCUUGCAGAAUCACUGAAAGUCUAAUUAAUUCGAACUAAAUUAGACAACAUACAAAAACUUCUUAUAAUUCUUUAGUGUUCAACAUAAGAAAGAAACUCUUUCAGUUUUAGAACUGCUAGUGGGUGAAAUAUUUUCAUCCUCAGGUCUUCUGUUUUGUGUAAAGCCUUGUAAAAUCAACAUGGAGAAUCAAAAUUGCUGAAGAUAUUCAUUAUUAAAAUGUAUUAAAAUAAGUGAGGUUAUGCCCAAAAUACCACACAUCUGCCAAGAAUGUCACUUAAGAAUGUUUAUGUUGGAAAAUAAGACAAAACUGAGGCAGAGCUUUACUUUUUGUUUUGUUUAUUUAUUUAUUUAUUUAUUUAUUUAUUUAUUUAUU